This is a messenger RNA of Physeter macrocephalus (sperm whale), 4855 nucleotides long. RefSeq names its product leucine rich repeat containing 4B (gene LRRC4B). Gene Ontology annotation, cellular component: glutamatergic synapse; postsynaptic density membrane; plasma membrane. Lineage: Eukaryota; Metazoa; Chordata; Mammalia; Artiodactyla; Physeteridae. The coding region runs from base 681 to 2810 and encodes 709 amino acids. The transcript has 2 exons. Gene Ontology annotation, biological process: regulation of postsynaptic density assembly; synaptic membrane adhesion; positive regulation of synapse assembly. Gene Ontology annotation, molecular function: signaling receptor binding. The record is from RefSeq and is a predicted model, not a curated record.
UGCUGGGAAACUUGGCCUCUACAAACACUCCCUGAAGGGAGAAGUGACGGAAGCGGGGUGGGGGGGCGUCCAGGAGGCUGGUCCCCUCCCAGAGGUGCGUGCAGGUGGAGAGGGGACUUGGGUGGCUGCUGGGACGGGAGCCAGAUCCUCACUCCCGACUUCCCGGCUUGGCUUUUCACCUCUUCUCUGUCACUUAUGUCUUGUCUGUCUUGUCUCUCACUCCAUCUCGACCUAUUUAUGUCCCUUUUUGAAAUCAUGCGAAGAAUCAAGUUUUUAAUCUGGCCGACGUCUCCGCUUGCCGGCCAAGCGCCCCUGGGUGAGCACUUCCUCUCCCCCAGACUCAGUUUUCUGUUCUGCGAAAUGGGCACAAAGUCUUCCCAGCACAGAGAGGGUGAGAUGAGUGUAGGGUGCACAGGGCCAGCCCUCCUCUCUGCGCCCCCCGUCCUGCUGGGCCCUCAUCAUCAGGGGUGGCCUCUCUCCCCACAGGGGGUCUGCAGGAGUCUUGCCCCCUUGGGUCCUGAGCCUGGGCAGGGAGGUGACGGUGGUGGCAGCAGCGGCAGAGAGCGGCCUGGAUGUCGGGGAGGAGCCGGGCCACCCGGGGGGUCCCCGUCCCUCACUGAGCCUCUCCCUCUCUCUCCCUGACAGCCCCCCGGCGCCCAGGCGGAGCAUGAACAUUGAGGAUGGCGCGUGCCCGCGGCUCCCCGUACCCCCCACUGCCGCCCAGUAGGAUGUCCUGGCCCCAUGGGGCCCUGCUCUUCCUCUGGCUCUUCUCCCCACCCCUGGGGGCCGGCGGGGGCGGCGUGGCUGUGACGUCUGCCGCCGGAGGGGGCUCCCCGCCGGCCACCUCCUGCCCCGCGGCCUGCUCCUGCAGCAACCAGGCCAGCCGGGUGAUCUGCACGAGGAGGGAGCUGGCCGAGGUCCCGGCCAGCAUCCCCGUCAACACGCGGUACCUGAACCUGCAGGAGAAUGGCAUCCAGGUGAUCCGGACGGACACAUUCAAGCACCUGCGGCACCUGGAGAUCCUGCAGCUGAGUAAGAACCUGGUGCGCAAGAUCGAGGUGGGCGCCUUCAACGGGCUGCCCAGCCUCAACACCCUGGAGCUGUUCGACAACCGGCUGACGACAGUGCCCACGCAGGCCUUCGAGUACCUGUCCAAGCUGCGGGAGCUCUGGCUGCGGAACAACCCCAUCGAGAGCAUCCCGUCGUACGCCUUCAACCGCGUGCCCUCGCUGCGCCGCCUCGACCUGGGCGAGCUCAAGCGGCUGGAGUACAUCUCCGAGGCAGCCUUCGAGGGCCUGGUGAACCUGCGCUACCUCAACCUGGGCAUGUGCAACCUCAAGGACAUCCCCAACCUGACGGCCCUGGUGCGCCUGGAGGAGCUGGAGCUGUCGGGCAACCGGCUGGACCUGAUCCGCCCGGGCUCCUUCCAGGGCCUGACCAGCCUGCGCAAGCUGUGGCUGAUGCACGCCCAGGUGGCCACCAUCGAGCGCAACGCCUUCGACGACCUCAAGUCGCUGGAGGAGCUCAACCUGUCCCACAACAACCUGAUGUCGCUGCCCCACGACCUCUUCACGCCCCUGCACCGCCUCGAGCGCGUCCACCUGAACCACAACCCCUGGCACUGCAACUGCGACGUGCUCUGGCUGAGCUGGUGGCUCAAGGAGACGGUGCCCAGCAACACGACGUGCUGCGCGCGCUGCCACGCGCCCGCCGGCCUCAAGGGGCGCUACAUCGGCGAGCUGGACCAGUCGCACUUCACCUGCUACGCGCCCGUCAUCGUGGAGCCGCCCACGGACCUCAACGUCACCGAGGGCAUGGCCGCCGAGCUCAAGUGCCGCACGGGCACGUCCAUGACCUCCGUCAACUGGCUGACGCCCAACGGCACCCUCAUGACCCACGGCUCCUACCGCGUGCGCAUCUCCGUCCUGCACGACGGCACGCUCAACUUCACCAACGUCACCGUGCAGGACACGGGCCAGUACACCUGCAUGGUGACGAACUCGGCCGGCAACACCACCGCCUCGGCCACGCUCAACGUCUCGGCCGUGGACCCCGUGGCGGCGGGAGGCGCCGGGGGCGGCCCCGGGGGCGGCCCCGGGGGCGGGGGCGGCGGCGGCUACACCUACUUCACCACGGUGACGGUGGAGACCCUGGAAACGCAGCCCGGAGAGGAGGCCCUGCAGCCGCGGGGGACCGAGAAGGAGCCGCCGGGGCCCACGACGGACGGCGUGUGGGGCGGGGGCCGGCCGGGGGAGGCGGCCGGCCCGGCCUCGUCGUCCACCACGGCGCCCGCCCCGCGCUCCUCGCGCCCCACGGAGAAGGCGUUCACGGUGCCCAUAACGGACGUGACGGAGAACGCCCUCAAGGACCUGGACGACGUCAUGAAGACCACCAAGAUCAUCAUCGGCUGCUUCGUGGCCAUCACGUUCAUGGCCGCCGUGAUGCUCGUGGCCUUCUACAAGCUGCGCAAGCAGCACCAGCUCCACAAGCACCACGGGCCCACGCGCACGGUGGAGAUCAUCAACGUGGAGGACGAGCUGCCCGCCGCCUCCGCCGUGUCCGUGGCCGCCGCCGCCGCUGUGGCCGGCGGGGGCGGCGGGGGCGGGGACAGCCACCUGGCCCUGCCCGCCCUGGAGCGCGACCACGUCAACCACCACCACUACGUGGCGGCCGCCUUCAAGGCGCACUACAGCAGCAACCCCGGUGGCGGGAGCUGCGGGGGCAAGGGCGCGCCCGGCCUCAACUCCAUCCACGAACCUCUGCUCUUCAAGAGCGGCUCCAAGGAGAACGUGCAAGAGACGCAGAUCUGAAGCCUCCGGCCUGCCGGGCAGGGGGGCCCCCCGGGGCGGGGGUCGGACCGGGACCCUCCCCCCAGCCCCGGCCCCGCACAGGGGAGGUCGGGGCAGGCAGCUCGGAGCCCCGCCCGCGUCCGCACCCCAGGGCAGCCCGCCCCAGCGACGACCGUGCGGGGCUCCGGGAAUGGAAGCCCCGGGGUUCCGGCCGCGGGAGGGGACGCAGGACGGGAGUGGCCGGAACCCUCCGCUUUUCCUCCUCGCCCUCCCGACCAUCUGCUCCCGGCCCUCCGCCUUCCGGGGGAGAGAGGAGCUUUUUUCAGGGGUGUCCUCUCCCCUCACCCCCAACAGCCCUCCUUUUACGGUUCAUUUUUUGCAGUUUGACGCCUGUCCCUCCCCACCCCACCCCACCCACCCCCGCCCUCUAAACUGAAGAGACAGCCACGUCGUCAGAGCCUCCCGAGCCCCUGGCCCUGCCCCCGGGGGAGUCCACUCCCGGGCCCCGGGGCCCCACUGGCCGGGGGCGGGGCGGCCUCAGCCCGCCCCCCACCGUUGCCCCCAGCCCUCUCCUGCCCCACAGACUCUUUUGAUACUGAAGGGAGGUUUGCGCCAACGACUACCUGCUCUGUAAUUACUUUAAAAAAAAAAAAACACGGAAAAAGUAAAAAAAAAAAAAAAAAUUUUUUUUUUUUUUUUUUUGGUUAUGAAAGCCUGGAGGAGAGAGAAAAGAAAGGGAACAUGGGUGGGAAGUAGAAUGAGAAGAUGGAAAGCUCCAGGCCCAUCUGGAAGGUCGGCGGGAGAGCCGGCACCUCGGAGUGCUCUUAGGCCCCUACCCUUUCACCUCCGAGGCCCUAGAGAGGGGCUUGGUCACCCAGCACGCCUGGCAUCUGUGCUUAUUCUGCCUGCACCCCUUUUGAGGCAUGUACUGCGGUCCUCUCCCCCAACCUCCCACCUCACAGCAGAAACCUAGGGGGCCUGUCUCCUGGGGCUGCCGUUACAAGGCACCACAGACUGGGUGGCUCAGCUGACAGAAAUUUAGCGUCUCGGUUCUAGAGUCCAAGGUCAAGGUGUGGGCAGGGCCGUGCUCCCUCUAGAACCUGUACGGGAGGGUCCUUCUCUGCCUCUUCCGGCUUCUGGUCGCCCCAGAUGUUCCUUGGCGGGUGGCAGUGUCACCCCGGUCUCCACAGGGUGUUCUCCCUUGUCUACACGGCACCUUCCCUCGGUGCGUGUGUGUCUCUGUGUCCAGAUUUCCCCUCUUUAUACGUCAUAGUGGAUAGAGAACCACCCUGCCCCAGUACAACCUCAUCCUGAUCAUCUGCGAAGACCCUAUUUCCAAAUGGGGUCACAGUCACGGGUCGUGGAGGUGAGGAGGCAAUUCAUCCCAUCUCAGAGCCAAACCAGAGAGGGUCCGUGUCUACUGCAAACCCAUUCAAGACACUGCCGCGCGGAGAAAGCGGGUCUCGCCGAAGGGGAGGCAAGGAGGGAGCUGGGUGGGGGAGGGGCAGGGGUGCUCGAGCUGGGGCCAGCGGAGCAGGAGGGGGCUGCGCUUCGGUCUUGUUACCUCAGCAGCGGGAGGCAAGCCCGGGCCCAGGAAGUGGAGGGGGGCUACGCUGCAGCUCAGGAGGGCAGCUCACGCGCAGAGCCCUCGGAGACACAAAAGCCAGCGAGUGGGAGCAAAUGCCAGCGGCGGGCCAGGCCUUUGGGCAGGUGCUGGGACGGCUGGGGCAGGCCAAGGUACCAGCGUUGCCGCCUCCAGAGGGCCACGCCCCCGCCCCAGGGCCGCCGUUUCGUGCUGUCUAGACAGACAGAGGCCAGUGGAAGCAGGAUGAGGCACUGCUCUGGGCAGACAUAGCUGCGGACACACAGGGCUGGGCCCCCGGGGGCAGCUCUCGUCUCGGCCCCAUUUUCCCCUCGGCCCAGACUGGCCCGCGCACGGGGCAGGCCUGGCGCAUGCGCAGGACGGCCAGGCCCCGUGGAGUCCACGACUGAAGGUGGAGCGGGCAGGAAGCCCCCACGACCCCACCGGGGCCCUGUGCCCUCUGAGAGGGCCUGGACCGGGUCCA